Fomitiporia mediterranea MF3/22 is the source of this 276-nucleotide messenger RNA. RefSeq lists its product as uncharacterized. The transcript has a single exon. Gene Ontology annotation, molecular function: oxidoreductase activity, acting on paired donors, with incorporation or reduction of molecular oxygen; monooxygenase activity; iron ion binding. Lineage: Eukaryota; Fungi; Basidiomycota; Agaricomycetes; Hymenochaetales; Hymenochaetaceae. The record is from RefSeq and is a predicted model, not a curated record. The annotation marks the transcript as partial.
UACGAUGUACUUGAGAUAUAUGGACGCAACGUAGUUAGCACUGACGGAGACGAGUGGCGGAGACACGUUGCGGUUGCCGGGCCUGCUUUCAACGAAGCGAACUAUGCUCUUGCAUGGGAAGAGACAUUACGGGUUAUGCACGAGUGGUUCGAGGAGCUCGAUUGCGAUCCCGAGAUAUCGGUUGGGAAGUGCUUGGAUAUUAAAGGAGAAAUGAUUAGGGCAACACUCCUAAUCAUUGCAUCGGCUGGUUUCGGCAAGCACAUAUCCUGGAGGGAG